Molecule: messenger RNA, 5998 nt
Organism: Cephus cinctus (wheat stem sawfly)
Lineage: Eukaryota; Metazoa; Arthropoda; Insecta; Hymenoptera; Cephidae
Product: stromal membrane-associated protein 1
Exons: 7
Coding region: 183-1694 (503 amino acids)
Molecular function (GO): metal ion binding; GTPase activator activity
Source: RefSeq, a predicted model, not a curated record
ACUACAUAAAUUUAUCUGAAUGAUGGGCGCACCUUGUUCUUCCUAGAUCGUGCUUCGUUAGGUGGCACUUCGUGGCCAUUGCUUCUGCUGAGAAGUGGUGAGCGUCGGGAACAAAACUAUUCUCCUCUCGGGGUGUUCGUGUGUGUUCGAUCAUCAUUGUUUGCCAGAAACAUUCUGUCAAAAUGACGUCCCGCCUUGAAAAAGAGCGUACCAAACAGAUCCAGGAUAAGUGUCAAAACCUGCUCUCGCAAAUGCUCCGGGAUGAAGACAAUAAGUACUGUGUGGACUGCGAUGCUAAAGGACCAAGAUGGGCCAGCUGGAACCUUGGAAUAUUUUUGUGUAUUCGCUGUGCUGGUAUACACAGAAAACUUGGGGUUCACAUAAGCAAAGUCAAAUCUGUCAAUUUAGACACAUGGACACCAGAACAAGUUGUGAGCCUGCAGCAAAUGGGUAACUCUCGAGCAAGGGCAGUUUAUGAAGCGAAUUUGCCAGACCGCUUUCGUAGACCCCAAACUGACUGUAGUCUUGAAAGUUUCAUCCGAAUGAAAUACGAGCACAAGAAGUACAUUGCACGAGAAUGGGUGCCACCACCUUUACCAAAAGUAAACUGGGAUAAGGAGUUAGAUGAGGAAGCAGAACGUCAACGUAGACGUAAGAAGGAAGGUUCAAAAUCAUCUAGCGGACAGAGCGUUCUUCCCCCUGUUAAAAAACCAGAAGUGGUACCACAGCUGCCGAAACCACGAAGUUCCAUCAGUCCCAAACCUUCAAGAGCGAAUAAUUCCGCCACUUUGGAUCUUCUUGGUCUCGAUGCUCCAGAAAGUCAAACAAGUGCAAACACUUCCGGUUCCAGUGACGAUAUCUUUUCCUCGUUUCUAUCUGCACCACCAGCUUCCGCUUCUCCAGCAGCAAAUGGCGCAGCGAACGGCAUAACAAAUACUACCAGCAUGGCAGGCAAAACAGAAGAGGAAAGUUUCUUUAAUCAGCCAGCGCCCACACCUCAGGAGAAGAGUAAGAUGACAAAAGAUAGUAUUCUAGCGCUGUACGGAACACCCAGUCAGCAGCAGCAAGUAUUCGGAGUUCCUGGUGGGAUGUAUACGCAACAAAGUACACCCCAACAGUUUACACAGCAAUUGCCAGGCAUGGCAGCUUUUGGUCAUCAAAACUGUUUCCCGAGCCAGUCAAAUUCCAUUAGCCAACUGAAUCACCCUCUCCAGACACAAAUGGGAAUGCCAGUUGCACCACAAAUGCCAGUAAAUCCUGGACAAAUCAGUGUAAAUCAUGUUCAGUUGGGCGCCAUGCCAGCUAAUCCGCUGGGAAACAAUAUAGGCAUGCCUCAAAUCAAUCAAAUAAAUGGACUGCCAAAUGUCAGUCUGGGAAUGCCAAGUCAAUUGCAGACUGUAACGAACGCUGGUCCACAAAUGAUUCAGCUGGGUCAGAGUAACGUAGGUAGUAACAAUGGAUGGAGCGGUAUGUUAACUGCUCAAAAUCUUCAACCAGCGCCGGGCAGCAAUCCUUUUUUCAACUUAGCAAUUCAACAGCAGCAGCAACAGCAAAAUACUGCUUUUGCAUCGCAGCUGCCGCAACAUAUGUCCCAAUUAUCACUGGGUGGAAUGGCCGGUUUUACGAGUGCACCAGGAAAGUCGGCUUCCACCGCACUACCUGGACAGACUCUCUCGACCAAUCUGUGGCAGUAACAAUUUCUUUGGACUUAGUUAUUUAAUCGACCGGUCCGUUCGAGGUUGCACACUAGUGUGGACAGUUGUAUCUCGACAUUGACUUAUAUUAUAAGGUUUCCUUGAGAGAGCACGAAGAGAGAAAUGGCACGUCGCGCAAGUCGGUAAAACCAGGAAUUGCAACUGCUACGAUAAUAUUCAUAAGAGAUGACACGCGCAUGCUCUUGCGCCGUCUUGAAACCCGAAGGGUUGUGCCGUCGUUAUGGCACGUUGUUUCCCACUUUAGAGGCUCUAUUUACGUUCUGAUAUUGUUGAAAGAAAAAAAGAAAUUAUACGUUUCGAUAUAAUAAAAUUACGAACUACCAAUUCGUACGAGUGAGAACUUCAGUUCAGUCUUACAAGCUUUCCCUGUACUUGGAGUUGUACAUGUAAAAUGGUACGUCAUCACUUAUUCAAAAUGGUUAAGUAAUAUAUCCUAAAUCGCGCAGUGUUGCCGAUUAUUCAUGCGAGGUCUAUGAUGUGCGUUUAAGAUGCACGCAAUAAUACUCGACGAUUGCAAUGUACAAAAAAAUGAAUUUUCAGUCGACGGAUAGAAUACAGGAAUUCAUAACAAGACAUUAAUUUAUAUAUUUGUUCUAAAAAUUAUGAAUAUAAGAACUAUGGUUAUUUCUAACUGCAAUUGAUAUCCUGUUGUUCAUUCAGUAUAUUACGUAUGUCAUACUGAUCACUGGCGAGUAAGAAAUGUAUUUAUCUCUCGACAAUUAACAUGUUUCCCUUAUAACCUGUUCACGAAAACAGAAGUCCUGGUGCCUGAAAAAGAAUAUUCCGGUUUAUUAUACGCCUCUGACACAAAUACUGCGUUACUGUAUACGCGCUGAUAUAAAUCCGUACAAUGCAAUUCAUCCUAUUUCACAUAUAUACAGUGUAUUAUGAAAAACAAAAGGGAAAUAAGAGAACGAAAAGAUUCAGUUACAAAAUGAUGAACUUGUAUUAAAAGUUUUUACUGAAUUGUCAUAAAUUCUUAGACUUCAUCGUCUCGUAUGAUCGUAUCCUCCACAGUCGAAAUACAGAGAGAUAAUUCUCUACUUUAUUACAUCACAGCAGCAGUAGAAAACCUGUACUUUUUAAAAUUUAUGUGGAAGAUGACGCAGGUUACAAUAAGAAUUCGGAAAUUUGUAUAAAUUCGCAUCCAUUGUGCAGUCUGUACGAGUAUUAGAGCAGAUUGCGUAUAAUUAGAAGAAAGUAAUAGUCAAACCAAAAGGAAGACUGAGAGGAAUUAAUAAAACGAUUAAAGUGAAUAAGUAUACCGUCCGUCGACUAAAAAAGGAAAAAACAAAAUGUAAAUCAUCGUGAAGAUCCGCCUUUAUCGAGGAGACACGCGAGGAUCGUCCACAUUAAGACUUGUAAACGGCUGCGCUUGAAAAGUAAAGGGCUAUUUUACAAUUUGACAAUAAUUUGUCCACAAUCGUCAGCUCCCAUUAUCGAAUUUUUCUACUGGAAUGACCUAUUAAUCCCAAUCUUUUUAAUAAAAAUUACAAUUACAGGAAAUAAGUGUCGGACGAUAGGCGGAUAAUCGAUAAUACGGUUGCGAUAUUCCGCAAUUUGACGUACCUGUAUCACCUGUCAGCAUCAUUAGUAUUGCUACAGGUCGUUCCAUAUGGAAUGUCAUAACACUUCUUAUCCUGGUCUCUCAUACCCACUUGUAUUACGUAUGAGAGAAAAAAAUUAUAUGUAUAGCGUGUCGGUUCGUCUUGUCCUCCAUCUUGUCACACAUUUGACAAGCAAAUUCUAGCAUAUGGCUCCUAUCCAAUAAUGAAAUCUUAAAAAGCGUGCAUUAUAAUGUAACGAUUUGAUAGGCCUGCGUUUACGUUAUUCUACGUCUGACCUUAACGCAUGCCACACGAUUAUAAAGAUACAGAUUGUUUUGUGCGAAACGUGAGCGAAUGUAAUAAAUGAUUGUGACAGUGAGAGAAUUGCCUGUGUUUCAUGUAAAAUUUGAGUUUCCAAAUAGGAACAACGUGCGUUGCGACACUGUUAAAUUUUCGAAUUUUCCUUCUUUCUCUCUUUCUGUUCUCUUUUUUCUUUUUUUCGCUCUCUAGUCGUAUAAAAUAACUAACACGCGAUACAAUCACGGCACGGAUCAUAGACUACGAGAAUAUAAUUUGAUUGUAAUAAUUAGUGAUCUUUGCACGUACACGAACCACCGAUACUUAAAAAACCGUCUUAAGAAACAGCGUGCGAUUACUGAUUCUGCGUACUUUACUUUUCUUCUUUUCUAUAUUUAUCAAAUUAAAAACCUACGGACAAGUCGCUCCUAGGAUACUGUCGCCAAGAGCAACCAAAAAAUUCUUAACAAUUUAUAUAAAUUACUGUAAAGGAUAAUUCGAGUUUACGUAAUGGUAUUAUUUUAGACGGUACUGCUUCUCGCCUUUUUUCGACUAUAUGAAGUCAAAGACUUAUAUUUCUCAGAGGCCUCGUCUUUCUUUUUACAUUGACACGUUAUCAGCAUCGUGCGUUCUCUAUGUACUAUAUUGUAACUCGACCGUAGUGCAUACUGGCUGAGCUAUUAUUAUACAAUUUAUUUUAUAAUGUGAAACAAUUGAUGACGGUGCUGUCAUUGCUGUCACUUCGGGACUGUCAUUGCGAUUGCUCAUCAUUAAAAAUACACCAUGUGUUAUUAUCUCUAUGACACGGUACAAGGGAUUUCGCAAUAUCAUUAUUGCAAUAAUCAUCCCGGUUUAUAGUGGUAAUAAACUUAUGCACCGUGAAAAAACGCCACAUGUGAUUAGUAUUAAAUUAGUGAUUUAUAUAAUUAUUAAUGCUAUUAUUAAUUAUUAUUGUAUCUUUUAUUGUUAGCAUCUCUAUUGGCAUUAUCAUCACGAUUUCUUUUGAAAUUUAACAUUCCUACGUUUGGGAAAAUUUACUGGUGUUGUUUGGUGAACACUUUUUUUGUACAAACAUCACAAUAACCUUUGCAUUUCGAGGCGAAGUAAAUCAAUUUCUUCAACAUUCUUCAAUAUAAUAUGACGUUUGGGUGUAAUAUUGAUUGUUUCAUACCCAUGAUCAUGACCAAUGUGCAAGCGUUAUUGGGUAAAGAAAACAGACAAUUAUAAUUGUUAUACAUAUAUUCUGGAGCGAUUCGAAUCGAGUCUGCAGCUGUCUUAUUAUAUAUACAUAUAAAGAGAGAGAGAGAGAUAUUCUUUUUCUAAGAAUGUGGAAUCUUGUCGGCUUCCCAUAUUUUCACACUCUUAAGGUGUACAUCUAAUGAUUGGUGUCGGUUCCAAAAUGUAUAAUGCCUAUCGCGCGAUAAAUAUUUGUACAACUGCGUUUGUAUAAGAGUGUGAGUGUGUAGAUCGAACAUGCGAGAAAAUUAUAAAAUAUAUAUUAAACUAAUCUGUACGAUAUCAGAGUAUUUAGAAUUGAAAUACACUGUCUACCUCUUAUUACGUAUCGAUGAACCAUUCUCGGUAAAUCAAAAACUAUAUAAUGUAUUUACGCCUUUUAAUGGGCGCAUUUUCAUAUCAUUAAUGUGGUAUACAGAUCAUUUUUAUUAUUAACGCUUUUCGACUUAGAGCAAUGUUAGCCAUAAAUAGAUUAACUGUUUGAAUGGAGUUACUGAAAAGUUUAUUUUGUUCACAGUAAUUAUAUUAAUGGUAUUAAAUAGAUAUACGGAUGAAUAAUUUAAAGUUUUGUUUUCAACGUAAUUGGUGGGAAACUAGUUGGUAAGAAUGUACAUAGUUAACUUAAUAUUUAAAUAAUGGAUACUCCAUUGACUGACUGUGCGUCGUUUCUUGGGACCAAUGGGAACUCAUACCGGAAACCGCCAUCUUUACCAUUUUAGACUGUGGCUGACUAGCACGCGUGGACAUUCUUUCGUUUCCUGAAAGCUUCCUUUUGCUGUUGGAUCGAAGCGUGUUUGAAGCCACGUGAAAAGUCAUGGACAAACCUGUCGUCCUAGCUCGUGUAAUCAAGGUUCUGGGCCGUACUGGGUCACAGGGACAAUGUACACAAGUCAAAGUCGAGUUCCUGGGUGAGCAAAAUCGACAAAUCAUCAGAAACGUCAAGGGUCCAGUCCGGGAAGGCGACCUCCUAACCCUCCUCGAGUCUGAGCGCGAAGCAAGAAGACUACGGUAGACCAGCAUUUACAUUUUCCACAAGACAACCAAAAUCGGUCACCAGCAGCGGGUAUCUAGAACUUCCUGGAAUAUGAAGACGACCUGAACCAUGAGUAAAGGACCACGAGGAUAAUGACUAGCUUCAACAUGAAUCUGUUCUGUACACAAGAUUCCUCACUACCGCAAUAAAUCCUUGCUGGUAACCACAAA